CCUCUUUCUAGUACACACCAUUACUCUCUCUUUGACCGAACCCUGCAAAAAGCCAGAAAAAUCAAAUCCCACGCGCAAGAACCCGCGAUGAUCGAAGAGAGGCGCGGCGGAUCUCGGCCGCCGCACGGCGUCCUGCUGGCGGUGGUGGUCGGCAUUGUGGUGGCCGUCCCCUUCCUCGUCGGCGACGGCGGCGAGGCCGUGACGGGCGCGAUCUCCGACCUGCUGACCCCGGUGGGGCUGCUCCUCCUCCCCAUCGCCCUCCUCCUCACCAUCCAGUUCCUCUCCUCGGACCGCGGCUCCUUCGUGUCGGCGAUCUUCUCCAACUCCGGCGAGCCGGAUAGCAUCCACCGGGUCAGCGGGUCCCCGGUGGGCGUCGCGCUCUUCCUCGCCCUCCUCCUGUUCCUGCUGUACAGCCGCGUCUCGAUCUUCGGCGGCGACGAAGACUCCGAGUGAGUGAGGUCUCCGCCGGAGCGGAUCAGAUCUCGGCUAUCUUUUUCGUUUUUUUCAUUUCGCACGCAUUUCGAUUUUUUUGAAUUUGCUUUUAAUAGCGUGUUAUAGUUAUACUAUAGCGUAGAGAGGGAAACGUAGCCCUCGGGACGGUAGGGGCGAUUCUGUAAUUACAGGGAAGUACGGAGGGUGUUGCUGGUAUUUUGGGUGGACGACGGUUGACUGUUGAACGACGAGUUUCCUCUUUCUAUCUGCCCCAGUUCUAAUCAAUGUUUCUUUUUUUU
Rhodamnia argentea is the source of this 731-nucleotide messenger RNA. RefSeq lists its product as uncharacterized. The transcript has a single exon. Bases 88 to 453 code for a protein of 121 amino acids. NCBI's taxonomy places the organism in Eukaryota, Viridiplantae, Streptophyta, Magnoliopsida, Myrtales, Myrtaceae. The record is from RefSeq and is a predicted model, not a curated record.